CAUUGUGUCUGAACUGCCGGCGAGCUUAAAAAUAUUAUAACCACCGCGGCAAUGUCGGGCAGGUCGGUCCGAGCUGAGACCCGGAGCAGGGCGAAGGAUGACAUCAAGCGGGUUAUGGCCGCUAUUGAGAAAGUACGAAAAUGGGAGAAGAAAUGGGUGACUGUUGGAGACACGUCCCUUCGCAUCUACAAGUGGGUGCCAGUGACGGAGCCCAAGUCAGAUGAUAAGAACAAGAAUAAAAAGAAGGGCAAAGAUGAGAAGUACGGCUCAGAGCUGACGACUCCAGAGAACAGCUCCUCUCCAGGCAUGAUGGACAUGCAUGACGACAACAGCAACCAGAGCUCGAUCGCUGACUCAUCCCCAGUGAAACAGGAAAACAGUUGUAGCACCAGCCCCGCCCCCGAGCCCACCGCCUUGUCUCACCGUGAGAACAGCGAGGCCAAGACUGACCAGAGCCCGGACAGCAAGAGGGGUAAGACCAUCCCUUCAUCAGAGACCUCAGAGAGAGCACAAAGUGCCAAGAGAGACAGCCUGUCCUCAGGGGAGAAGGACUCUUCAGACAGCAAAGCCACUCAGGACUCGGAGGCGGAGGCCCCACCCAGCAAGAAAAGCAAACUGGAGUCCUCAUCUCAGGACUUUGAGGAGAGUUAAAUGUUUG
Messenger RNA from Seriola dumerili (greater amberjack), 658 nucleotides. It is a transcript of the gene bcl7a, whose product is annotated as BCL tumor suppressor 7A. The record is from RefSeq and is a predicted model, not a curated record. The transcript is spliced from 6 exons. The coding region runs from base 52 to 651 and encodes 199 amino acids. NCBI's taxonomy places the organism in Eukaryota, Metazoa, Chordata, Actinopteri, Carangiformes, Carangidae.